Molecule: messenger RNA, 2211 nt
Organism: Triticum turgidum subsp. durum (durum wheat)
Lineage: Eukaryota; Viridiplantae; Streptophyta; Magnoliopsida; Poales; Poaceae
Source: the annotation of a GenBank genome assembly
AUGGCGGCGGAGGACGGCGCGAGGUCGCCCACCAGGAUGCUGGCGGAGGGGCAUCUGCGGAUCGCCACAGGCGAGCGGGCGCCGGCGGACGGCGGGAUCGCCGUCCGCCACAUCCCACACCACCACACCGCUAAGAAAGGUACAGUGCUUUGCUGUCCUCUAGAGGGUGAUUUGAUGAUGCACGUAGCAGAGUGCACUGUAAGCGGUAGAAGACCAUCAUCGAGUAUACUAGUUCAUGGUGGCGGGAAAAGCCGAUGCUGGUUGAUUUUUGUUUGGUUUGAUGUCGGUGGAGUCCUGAUUUUGUAUGUAGGCGACGGUUUCUGUCAUGCAAUUGAUAGUGGAUUUGUUGGUUUCGAAGAUGGUGGGAAAAUUGAACAAGACAACCUUGGAGAUGCAAAUCCGUUACCAUCCCAAGAGUUGGGCAAAUUAGUUAAUGGAACUAAAAAGGUUCCUGCUACAUUAGAUGACUACAGGAAGCUUGUAGUUCCAGUAAUUGAGGAGUAUUUUAGUACAGGAGAUGUGGAACUGUCAGUUUCCGAGCUAAGGAGUCUUGGAUCCGAUCAGUUUCACAAUUACUUUGUGAAGAAGCUCAUAUCCAUGGCAAUGGACCACCAUGAUAAAGAAAAAGAAAUGGCGUCAAUUCUGCUGUCUGCCUUGUAUGCUGAUCUAUUGGACUCCUCCAGGAUGAGUGAAGGUUUUAUGAUGCUUCUAGAGUCAACAGAAGAUCUAUCUGUGGAUAUACCAGACGCUAUUGAUGUCUUGGCUGUUUUUGUGGCACGUGCCAUUGUUGAUGAAAUACUGCCUCCUGUUUUUCUCACUCGAGCUAGAGCAUUGCUUCCAGAAUCUUCAAAAGGUAUUGAAGUUCUGCAGGUUGCUGAGAAGAGUUACUUGUCAGCUCCUCACCAUGCGGAGUUAGUUGAACGCAAGUGGGGCGGGAGCACACACUUUACUGUAGAAGAGGCGAAAAAGAGGAUCCAGGAUAUUCUGAGGGAGUACAUUGAGAGUGGAGAUACAGAUGAAGCCUUUAGGUGCAUAAGGGAGCUGGGCCUCCCAUUCUUCCAUCAUGAGGUUGUGAAACGUGCUCUCAUCCUUGGUAUGGAGAAUCUGUCGUCACAGCCAUUAAUCCUGAAGUUGUUGAAGGAAUCAACAACUGGCUGUUUGAUCAGUUCUAAUCAAGUGUCGAAGGGUUUUUCUCGGGUUGCUGACAGUGUUGAUGACCUGAGCCUUGAUGUUCCUUCAGCCAAAACACUUUUUGACAAGCUGCUUUCCACAGCCAUAUCUGAAGGGUGGCUUGAUGCUUCGUUCUGUAAAUCUGCUGCCCCUGGUGAAGAUAUGUGGAAUGCAAGCAAUGAAAAGGUGAAGCAUUUUAAAGAAGAGUCUGGUCACAUAAUUCAGGAGUAUUUCCUCUCAGAUGACGUCCCGGAACUCAUUAGAAGCCUUCAAGAGCUUUCUGCCCCUGAAUACAACGCCAUUUUCCUAAAGAAGCUCAUCACGCUUGCUAUGGACAGGAAGAACAGGGAGAAGGAGAUGGCUUCUGUACUUCUUUCUUCACUCAGCUUGGAACUAUUUUCCACAGGUGAUAUCAUGAAGGGAUUCAUAAUGCUCCUGCAGUCAGCAGAAGACACUGCCCUCGACAUUGUGGAUGCUCCUAGUGAACUCGCCCUCUUCCUGGCCAGGGCAGUGAUCGAUGAAGUCUUGCUUCCACUGAAUUUGGAUGACAUCAGUAGCAAGCUGCGCCCGAACAGCAGUGGUAGUCAAACUGUCCAGAUGGCCAGCUCUCUGCUUGCGGCCCGCCAUUCUGGUGAGAGGAUACUGCGCUGCUGGGGUGGGGGCACUGGCUGGGCUGUGGAAGAUGCAAAGGACAAGAUCUCCAAGCUUCUUGAGGAGUACAACACAGGCGGCGACCUGAAGGAAGCCUGCCAGUGCAUCCGCGACCUCGGGAUGCCCUUCUUCAACCAUGAAGUGGUGAAGAAAGCGCUGGUGAUGGCGAUGGAGAAGCAGAAUGAAGCUAGCAUCUUGGCUCUGCUGCAGGAGUGCGCCGCUGAGGGGCUGAUAACCAUCAACCAGAUGACCAACGGCUUCGCUCGCGUCAAGGAAGGCCUGGACGAUCUGACCCUCGACAUCCCCAACGCGCAGGAGAAGUUCAGAGGCUAUGUGGAGCUCGCGACAGAGCGCGGCUGGCUGCUAUCUUCCUUCGCCUCCCUGCCCUGA